Aspergillus heteromorphus CBS 117.55 is the source of this 2423-nucleotide messenger RNA. RefSeq names its product RNA polymerase-associated protein. Gene Ontology annotation, cellular component: Cdc73/Paf1 complex. Gene Ontology annotation, molecular function: RNA polymerase II C-terminal domain phosphoserine binding; DNA binding. The coding region runs from base 338 to 2155 and encodes 605 amino acids. The transcript is spliced from 4 exons. NCBI's taxonomy places the organism in Eukaryota, Fungi, Ascomycota, Eurotiomycetes, Eurotiales, Aspergillaceae. The record is from RefSeq and is a predicted model, not a curated record.
ACUGCCUUCACCACCUUCACCUCCCUCCAACUCUCCCCACCCCGACGCCAUCUUUCACCCGCUCGCCCCUCCAGUUCCCCAGCCUCCGUCUCUAUAUACCGCACUCGGGUCCCUUUCAGUCUCUGCGCCUGUUCGGCCCCGUAUAUACCGCGUUCGUGUGCGAGUCCCAACUCACUCUGGCCACCUAAGGCCCCUUUCACUUGUUGCGCCUGCGGCAUUCGCCCCCUGGACGGGCAGUCACCAGUUCUCUGCUGGAAGUGUCCGUGACCAGCGUCACUUCCCCAGCUGCGUGUGUUAUAGAGUCCCUGGUAUCUAAGGCAACCGCCGGCCAUUCACCAUGGCAGAUGAUCUGGACGCAGAGCUCCUCGCUCUCGCGGGGGAUUCCUCCGACGAGGAGGCAUCUCCCCCCGCCAAAGAGAGACUGGACUCCCCCAUCCGGUCUUCAUCACCCCAGUCACCAGAGCCGUCAUCGACGAUGGGUCGCAAAGGCACCGCUAAGCCCGUGAAGCGGGGCCGGAAGUCGCGAAGGACCGAGGAGGAUGGAGAACUCUCCGGUGCCGAAUCCCUCGACUCUGCCAGCAUGUCGGAAUCUGACUCUGGUUCUGACUCUGAAGGCUCUGCUCCCGAGGCUGAAGACGAAGGUCCCAUCUUUCCCUACGACAAGCUCUACUACUCCAGCAAGGAUAAAGAAGAGAUCAUGGCGUUGCCCGAGAUCCAACGAGAGCAGCUCCUCUCGGAGCGUGCGCAGCAGGUGGAUCGCCACAACCAGGAUCUCGCUCUUCGUCGUCUGCUGGCGUCUCGUGAACGCGAGGAGGCUCGCAAGGCGAAGAAAAACAAGCGAAAGGCUAGCGCGGCCAAUCUGGACGAGGGCAACCGGAAGAGUUCGAGACAGAAGAUGACGCUGGGUGGCCGUAAGGUCGGAGAGACAUCUGAUGCCAUCGAGGCUUACAAGCGACAGCGAGAGCAGAAGGGCAAGCGGGAUGAGCUCCGUCGCCGCGAACCGACCGUCAAGGAGAAGGCCCGCUCCCGAGAUGACCGGAUCUCCGACGAUGACGCAGAAGGCGACAGCGAGGUUGAGUGGGAUGAUCGUGAACGCUCUCCGUCCCUUCCCAAGGACGAUCCGCCUGCCGAGCUCCGGGAUAUCCAGCGUACUCGUGUGGGCCGGAGCAAUUUCGCCCAAGUGUGCUUCUAUCCUGGAUUCGAUGAGGCGAUCUCUGGCUGCUAUGCCCGUGUGAACAUCGGCCCCAACAGAGAGACUGGCCAAAAUGAGUACCGUCUUUGCCUGGUCAAGAGAUUCACCGAGGGCCGCGCAUAUGCCAUGGAGGGACAGAAUGGCCGGUCGUUUUCCACCAACCAGUAUGCUGUGCUUGCACACGGCAAGGCGGAGCGCGAAUUCCCCUUCGUCGCUUGCUCCGAUUCCCCGUUCACAGAUGCCGAGUUCCACCGGUACCGUCAAACGAUGGCAGUGGAAGACUGCAAGAUGGCCACGAAGUCGGUGGUCGCCAACAAAGUGACGGACAUCAACCGGCUGCUAAACCACAAGUUCACCAACGACGAGCUGAACGAGAAGCUGCGCAAGCAGGGGUCCCUGGACACGAAGUCGCAGGUCUUCAAGCGCAUGGAGACGGAGAAGCAGCUGAAGCUAGCUCGAGCGGCAGGCGAUGAUGCCGAGGUGGAAAGACUAGAAGCCGAAAUCGCCAGCCGGGCGCGGUCCAGAAUUGCCCUUGGCAACCACUCCAAGCCUCGUGCGGACAAACCGUCCGAGCACGAGCGUCUCGCGGAACUGAACCUGCGCAAUCAGAAACUCAACUACGAGAACGUGCGCCGUGCCCAGCUGGAAGAACGUAAGGCCAGCCGCAAAGCCGCCGCUGCCGUUGCUCGCGGCGAAGCCACCGUCAACCCGUUCAUGCGCGUCCGAACCCAAGCUCGAACCCACUACGACGUCAACAACGGCAAUGGUUCGACCCCGAAGACCGAGGAUGCCGCCAGCCGCGAGAACACCGCCUCCGAAGCCGCAUCCAAGGCUAGCACUCCUGCCGCCACCCCGAUUGCCACGAAGAAGGCUAGCAAGGGCGGCAUUGCAAUGAUCCGUCACCGCAACAUGGAUGACGAGAACAUCGCCGCGUUGGAUCUAGAUAUUGACAUUGAGAUCUAGCCACCAUUCUGUACACUGGGUUGUAGUUGACGUCACAUCCGGUCACCAAUUCUACUACCUGAGACGGAGAGUCAGAGGCGAGAUGGCAUUGACUGCGUGGAAAGCAUUUGAUACAGCGUCGGUUUGUAAUUCUUAUGGGAUGGUGUUCUGGCGCAAGGAGACGAGACAAGACAACACACACACACACACACACACACACACAUCAUGGGCGCUGUAUUAUAAGAAACAAGCAGUUUUUCUAUGCUCUUUAGUGUAAAUGAUGAUUUCU